Marasmius oreades (fairy-ring Marasmius) is the source of this 1719-nucleotide messenger RNA. RefSeq lists its product as uncharacterized. The transcript has 5 exons. Bases 1 to 1719 code for a protein of 572 amino acids. NCBI's taxonomy places the organism in Eukaryota, Fungi, Basidiomycota, Agaricomycetes, Agaricales, Marasmiaceae. The record is from RefSeq and is a predicted model, not a curated record.
AUGUCCUCUCCAAAGUUCAAGCCAUGGUCAGAAACCCUCAAAUUGAAUCUCGCUAAUAUCCAAUUUCCCGAUGAUCCCACCCAUUCGACACAAGUUGCCCUUCGGACCUAUCUACUCACGUUGUCGCUCUCCCUUGGACCUUCACUCAUUCCUGUCGUCACCUCGCUCGUUAAAUCGCUCAUUUUCAGCAAAGGGACACUCGCAAAAACAUGGAGGAUUUUGAAGAAGGUGCUCAGGAGGGAAUUAGGCCACGACGGGUUUGCGUUUGCUGUCACACUUGCCGUUUGGGGUGGGCUGAAAAUAGGGUCUAUUUGGAACGACCUUUCGGUGUCAAGAAGUCUAAAAGGCGAAUCCGAGUCUUCGACGAAGAAUUCGCAAUCCUUACUAGUGUUUCUCAACCAGAAAUUAAGUGCCUUUCAGAGAGGUUUCAUCUCUUAUGCAUUUACAUCCACCAUUGCAUUUUACCUUCUCCAAGCAGGGAGGCAACGUUCGGAACGUCUUCAAGCCAGAUCAUCACGAACUGGAAACAUUUCUACGUUUCCGCUGAUUCCAUAUACACCGCCUACACCGACGUCCACAUCCAAAGCUUCUCCAACACUAGAUUUGACGUUAUUGUUGGUGGUGAGGGCGUUGGAUGUUGUCGUACAGUCACUUAUUCGAAGGAAAUGUUACUCGCAUCCGGACGACGGCGUUCUGGGAGAGAGAAAGAGGGUAGCGGCGUUUUCUACAGGAAUAGACGCGUUCGCGUUUUGGGCGUGUAGCGCGAGAAUAAUGUGGUGUUUCUUCUAUGAACCCCAGAGACUUCCCCAAUCCUAUGUACGGUGGAUCGGGGCUUUAGCCAACGUCGAUAAACGGCUUCUAAAUACGCUUCGCUAUCUUCGGGAAGGAACUUGGUCAUACGUCAAAGGGAGCCAGGCCUACCCAACCGUACUUACGACGUAUGCCAAAGAUCUGGGAUAUCCAGAGUCGUGGGGAGAUCCGUUGGAACUUCCGACAAGUGGAUUGGAAUCUCGGAUAUGGGAGAAGCUGGGUGUGGUUGGAAGGGAGAGAAGAGGCGGAUUACCUUGUGAAUUGGUUCAUGGAGGCGAGGGCAAAAUGUUCGGUCUUGAGGCUAGUUGUCUGGCGAAUGCAGGGAUUAGGGGGUCUAAAGCAUUUCUUGAGGCAUUGGCAAUCUAUUUGCCGGUUCACAUUUUCCCGAUUUUGAUUACUCGACCUUCAAGCCUCCUUCGACCACACCGGGCCCUACUCGCAGUAACGGGAGCUUGUCGUAGUGCGACAUUCCUUUCGACAUUCAUAUCGAGCUAUUGGCUUGCCGUAUGUUUUACACGGACGAUGGGAUUGGCACGGCUUUUCCCCCAGAUAUCUCAUGAAUUCUGGGAUGGACCGUACGGAUGUACGCUUGCUGGAUGUUUGGUUUGUGGCAGUAGUAUCUGGAUUGAAAAAGGACGAAGGAGGGGCGAAAUGGCGUUGUAUGUGCUCCCCCGAGCGAUCCGUACCUGCAUACCGGAUCGGUGGGUAAGAAGCAGGAACAUGGCAUUGGAACGUUUCGCGUUUGUUAUCUCUGCAGCGUUUCUCUUGAUGACAGCAAAAGAUGAUGGAGAGUCAUUGCGAGGAAUGUCGCGCUGGGUCUUAUCGUUUAUGAUGAACGGACCUCACGCAGGAUUCUGGCAGAGGAGACAAAAAGCACUAGCCACGCAGCCUGGUACGCCGAAGGAAUAA